AUGCUGGACCGUAUCCAGGAUAUCGAGAGUUCAGCUCAUGUCAAUUAUCAUGAUUCCGAUGACGGCAAACCAAUUAUCGAGCCACAACUGAAUGUUGGCGGCCAGGGCGCUACCCAGCGUCGUCUCAAGGAUUAUCAUGUUACUAUGAUUGGCUUUUGUUCCGGAAUAGGGACUGGACUUUUCAUUGGAACAGGUUCUGCAUAUGCAAAUGCUGGUCCCGCAGGCUUGCUACUUGCUUACAUUAUCGUUGGAAGUGUGUUGUGGGCUGUGAUGCAAAGUGUUGCGGAGUUGGCUACUAUGAUUCCCACUGCUGGUUCAUUUCCGCAUUUUGCGAGUCGAUUCAUUGAUCCCGCUGUCGGUUUUUCUUUGGCUAUAAGCUAUGGCUAUUGUUACACUAUAUCCAUUGCUGCUGAGUGCUCGGCAUCCGCGAUUCUCGUAGGCUACUGGACUGACAUCUCGCCUGCCGUCGUCAUCACCAUCAGUUUGGUCCUAAUUCUUGGAAUCAACUUGCUGAGUGUGCGCUGGUUUGGCGAAUCCGAGGUCGCUGCAGGCACGAUUAAGAUCGCGUGCUUCCUUGGUCUGAUCUUGGUUUCCAUCGUCAUAACGUCGGGAGGCGCACCAAACCAUAAGACAAUCGGUUUCCGCUAUUGGAACAAUCCUGGACCUUGGGUGAACUACAAUGGUAUCGCCGGAUCAACCGGUCACUUCCUAGGAUUCCUGGCAUCCUUUGUCAACGCAGCGUUCUCCUUCAUCGGCGUCGAGGUGGUGGUUAUCACCGCUGCUGAAAGUAUCAACCCACACGUAGCCAUCCCAAAGUCGGCCAAACGAGUUACAUUCCGUAUCGCGCUGUUCUAUAUUCUGGGAGCUCUUCUCAUUGGAAUUAUCGUCGACCCUAGGGAUCCCGGUCUCGUGUCGGACAGUGGAAAUGCCAAUUCUUCGCCCUGGGUUAUCGCCAUAAAGCAGGCUGGUAUUAGCGUACUUCCUUCAAUUAUCAAUGCCUGCAUUCUGGUAUCUGCUUGGUCAGCAGGCAAUUCUUACUGUUGGGUUGGAUCACGAAUCAUUGUCGCGAUGACAACAGAUUGCCAACUUCCACAAUUUUUUGGCCGCACCUGGAAGAACGGAGUACCAUACUGGGCGGUUCUCGCCUCAUGGGCCUUUGGUCCUCUCGCAUAUCUCAGCCUGGGUUCUGGUGGCGCUGCGAAAGCGUUCGGCUGGCUCGUCAGUCUUAGCACGGUUGCGGGCUUAAUUGCUUGGGCGACAUUAUGUUUCUGCUUUAUCCGCUUUUAUGCUGCUAUGAACGCGCAAGGACUUAGCCGAGAUGGCUUGCCAUGGAAGAGCCCGCUUCAACCUUUCACCGCAUGGUAUGGAUUUAUUGGGUCUACUAUCAUUACCUUAACUACAGGUUUCCCUGUCUUCUUAAAGGGAAACUGGAAUACUGGUGACUUUAUAGCUUCGUAUAUUGGUAUCCCGAUUUUUAUCGUGCCUAUCGUUAUUUGGAAGCUAUGGUACAAAACAAAAUUCGCUCGAGCGAAAACUAUUGACCUGCACUCUGGACGUCUUCAGUGA
Molecule: messenger RNA, 1566 nt
Organism: Bipolaris victoriae FI3
Lineage: Eukaryota; Fungi; Ascomycota; Dothideomycetes; Pleosporales; Pleosporaceae
Exons: 3
Coding region: 1-1566 (521 amino acids)
Biological process (GO): amino acid transmembrane transport
Cellular component (GO): membrane
Molecular function (GO): amino acid transmembrane transporter activity
Source: RefSeq, a predicted model, not a curated record